Molecule: messenger RNA, 3070 nt
Organism: Phascolarctos cinereus (koala)
Lineage: Eukaryota; Metazoa; Chordata; Mammalia; Diprotodontia; Phascolarctidae
Gene: EXT2
Product: exostosin glycosyltransferase 2
Cellular component (GO): membrane
Molecular function (GO): glycosyltransferase activity
Source: RefSeq, a predicted model, not a curated record
CACCGCGCGCAGCCUGUCAGUGUCAGGGGGCUGGGCCGGCCUCCGAGCGUGUCUGUUGCUGCCGGCCUCUCUUCCUCACCCGGCCCGGAACUGGAGGCGACCCCGGCCCAAAGCCCCUCAUCGUCGGCCUCUCGUCCCUGAUCCGGGCAUGAGGCGGUGACGGAGCCCGGGGGCGCCGCGCGGGGCCUGAGGCGGAGGAGUGUGAGGGAGAGGCUGUCUGAGUCAGUAUGUGUGCGUCGGUCAAGUACAACAUUCGGGGUCCUGCCCUUAUCCCAAGAAUGAAGACAAAGCACCGUCUGUACUACAUCACCCUCUUCUCAGUGGUUUUACUAGGCCUCAUCGCCACGGGCGUAUUCCAGUUUUGGCCCCAUUCCAUCGAGUCUUCAAGUGACUGGGCAGUGGAGAAGCGCAGUGUCCAUGAUGUGCCGGUGGUCAAACUGCCUGCUGACAGCCCCAUCCCAGAGCGGGGAGACCUCAGCUGCCGAAUGCAUACCUGCUUUGAUGUCUACCGCUGUGGUUUCAACCCAAAGAACAAAAUCAAGGUGUACAUCUACUCACUGAAAAAGUAUGUCGAUGACUUCGAGGUACCAGUCAGCAACACCAUUUCCCGGGAGUACAAUGAGCUGCUCACAGCCAUUUCAGACAGUGAUUUCUACACGGAUGACAUCAACCGGGCCUGCCUCUUUGUGCCAUCUAUAGACGUGCUCAACCAGAAGACGCUGCGCAUUAAGGAGACGGCACAGGCAUUAGCCCAACUUGCCAGGUGGGAUCGAGGCACAAAUCAGCUAUUGUUCAAUAUGUUACCUGGGGAACCUCCAGAUUAUAAUACGGCCCUGGAUGUCCCCAGAGACAGGGCCCUUCUGGCUGGUGGUGGCUUCUCCACGUGGACCUAUCGCCAAGGCUACGAUGUCAGCAUUCCUGUCUAUAGUUCCCUGUCAGCUGAGGUGGACCUACCAGAGAGGGGACCAGGCCCCAGGAGGUAUUUUCUUCUGUCAUCGCAGAUGGCUCUUCAUCCCGAGUACCGCUCAGAUCUGGAGGCCCUCCAAGCCAAGCAUGGGGAGUCGGUGCUGGUCCUGGAGAAGUGCACCAAUCUCUCCGAGGGUGUCCUUUCCACACGCAAGCGAUGCCACAAGGACCAGGUCUUUGAUUACCCCCAAGUCCUACAGGAGGCUUCUUUCUGUGUGGUCCUUCGUGGAGCCCGGCUGGGCCAGGCAGCUCUGAGUGAUGUUCUUCAGGCCGGCUGUGUCCCAGUUAUCAUUGCUGAUUCCUACGUCCUGCCCUUUUCAGAGGUUCUGGACUGGAAGAGGGCAUCUGUGGUUAUACCUGAGGAGAAAAUGCGAGAGAUGUACAGUGUGUUGCGGAGCAUCCCCCAGAGGCAGAUUGAGGAAAUGCAGAGACAGGCCAGAUGGUUCUGGGAAGCCUACUUCCAGUCAAUGAAAUCUAUUGCUAUGGCCACCCUUCAGAUCAUCAAUGACCGGAUCUACCCAUAUGCUGCCAUCUCUUAUGAAGAAUGGAAUGAUCCUCCAGCUGUUAAAUGGAGCAGUGUGAGCAAUCCUCUGUUCCUUCCAUUGAUUCCGCCACAGUCCCAGGGCUUCACUGCCAUUGUCCUCACCUACGAUCGAGUGGAGAGCCUCUUCAGGGUCAUCACAGAGGUAUCCAAGGUGCCCAGCCUCUCUAAGCUGUUAGUCGUCUGGAACAACCAGAAUAAAAACCCUCCAGAAGAUUCUCUUUGGCCCAAGAUCCGGGUUCCUUUGAAAGUUGUGAGGACAGCGGAAAACAAACUGAGUAAUCGGUUUUUCCCGUAUGAUGAGAUUGAAACCGAAGCGGUGCUUGCUAUUGAUGACGAUAUCAUCAUGCUGACCGCGGAUGAGCUACAGUUUGGCUAUGAGAUGAGGAAACUGAGGCUGAAACAGGGGAAGCAACUAGCUCGAGGUCCCGCAGCUCAUCAGAGGCCUCCUGCCUCCCAGGUCUGGCGUGAGUUUCCUGAUAGACUGGUGGGAUACCCCGGCCGCCUGCACCUCUGGGACCAUGAGAUGAGCAAGUGGAAGUAUGAGUCAGAGUGGACCAAUGAAGUAUCGAUGGUGCUCACGGGAGUAGCCUUUUACCACAAGUAUUUUAAUUACCUGUACACCUACAAAAUGCCUGGAGACAUCAAGAACUGGGUGGAUGCUCACAUGAACUGCGAAGAUAUUGCCAUGAACUUCCUGGUGGCCAAUGUUACAGGGAAAGCUGUCAUUAAGGUGACUCCACGUAAAAAGUUCAAAUGUCCUGAGUGCACAGCCAUCGAUGGGCUCUCCCUGGACCAGACGCAUAUGGUGGAAAGAUCUGAAUGCAUCAACAAAUUUGCCUCCGUCUUCGGGACCAUGCCCCUCAAAGUGGUAGAGCACCGAGCUGACCCAGUCCUCUAUAAAGAUGACUUCCCUGAAAAAUUGAAGAGCUUCCCCAACAUUGGCAGCUUAUGAAAGAUGUGACUGCCAGAGGACCAAUUAAAAAGAAGCAGGGGACUCAGGGCUCUGUGGAGCAGGGUACCUGGGCAAGGGCUCUUGAGGGGGGCUUUGGCCUCCCAAAUACAGAAGAUAGUAAUCCCCUUUCCUUUCUCCCCCCAGAAGGCAGGCCUGGGAAUCUAGACUGUAUGUUGUCUGAGCUAACAUGCAUUAUGGGCUCUGGUGAACCCAUUUGAAAAUGCAAAAUGGAAGCCUGAGUCCAUAGCAUCUGUAUUUGCUGCAGACUGAAAUUCCAGGACCUCUGACUUGUUGUGACUGGCUGCCUGUUCUAGCCUUGGUACAUUUGAGAUGUUGCCUGCCUACAGUUUUUAGCUUAAGGAAAUCAUGGAAAAAAGCAUCCCCAUCUCAUUUUUACUUUUUCCUAAUCAGUAGGCUCUUUGGGGAAAAAACCCUGACUUGGGUUCAAAUACCAAACAGCAGAUCACGAUUCAUAGAUGAGACGUUGGCUACAGCCUGGGGUUGUGGGACUUGGUUCAAGACGAGCGGCUUGGAGUCCGUUGUGUACCACGUACCAUUGUUCCUUGGUCUGGCUUUUUAAUAUAAUUAAAUUUUAUUUUUUACCUUUU